Messenger RNA from Pseudocercospora fijiensis CIRAD86, 417 nucleotides. RefSeq lists its product as uncharacterized. The transcript has 4 exons. The record is from RefSeq and is a predicted model, not a curated record. Bases 1 to 417 code for a protein of 138 amino acids. Lineage: Eukaryota; Fungi; Ascomycota; Dothideomycetes; Mycosphaerellales; Mycosphaerellaceae.
AUGAUUUACAAUGCUAGUAAUGACUCAUUCGUAUCUGAUCCCUUGUCCAACGCCAUGACUAAGUUCCAUGACUAUGGGCCUUUUUCCAAACGCUUACCUCACCUGUGCUGUAAUGGAAGAGUAGCCAGCUCUUAUCUCGAUAUUGCCGGUCAUCUACCUCUCUAUGCGGCACCCAUGCCAAACCCUCUCACGACCACAGCUCCCCAUCUCCUCCUAUCUCGCCUUCCCAUACCCCUAAAACCCUCCAUCUCUCCACCGCCCAACAAGAACAAGCUCCCCUCCCCUCCACCCCCUCUCCAAAACCCCCCUACCCCUAAAAAUUCCAUUAGCCACAACUACCCAUCAUACAUCCCACCCUCUUAUAAGCCCCCAUCCUUCCUUACCUGUUCUCCCCCACCCCUUUUUACAAGUCCCUAA